Molecule: messenger RNA, 2497 nt
Organism: Diospyros lotus (date-plum)
Lineage: Eukaryota; Viridiplantae; Streptophyta; Magnoliopsida; Ericales; Ebenaceae
Product: tRNA(His) guanylyltransferase 2-like
Exons: 14
Coding region: 144-1712 (522 amino acids)
Biological process (GO): tRNA modification
Molecular function (GO): magnesium ion binding; tRNA guanylyltransferase activity
Source: RefSeq, a predicted model, not a curated record
UUAGAAAUACAAACGCCGCAGCCGCAGGACAUUCUGGCGGCGCCCUGAUUCUGACCGGCGGAGCUUCUGGUGGACCGCCGACAAGCAACGUCCACCUCCGAGUGGCUCGAUAGUUCCAGAGGGCACAGUUGCGUGUUGUUGAUAUGGCAAACAGCAAAUACGAGUACGUGAAAUCAUUCGAAGUUGAAGAUGAAGUUAUGUUUCCAAACGUGAUUGUUGUUCGAAUCCAAGGCCGCAAUUUUCGCGGAUUUGCGGAUGCUCAUGAGUUUGAGAAACCAAAUGACGAGAGGGCUUUGAAUUUGAUGAAUUCUUGCGCAACUUCUGUUUUAGAGGAUUACCAUGACAUAGUCUUCUCUUACGGGUUCAGUGAUGAGUACAGCUUUGUUUUCAAAAAGGAGUCCAACUUUUACAAGAGGCGUGCAAGCAAAAUUCUAUCCCUCAUUGUCUCCUCCUUCACAUCUGUGUAUGUCACAAAAUGGAAAGAAUAUUUUCCUGAGAUGGAGUUGAGGUUCCCCCCUUCAUUUCAAGCCCGGGUCAUAGUUUGUGCAUCAUUGGAGGUGCUUCAAGCAUAUCUUUCUUGGAGACAAAAUGACUGUCAUAUAAAAAAUCAGUAUUAUACUUGCCUUUGGAAACUGAUUAAAUCUGGAAAGACUGAAGUGGAAGCACAAGAAAUUUUAAAGGGUACCCAGAAACAAGAGAAACAUGAGCUGCUUUUCCAACAGUUUGGAAUCAACUACAAAACUAUCCCCAACAUAUUCCGUCAAGGAUCAUGUGUUCUCAAAAUAGAGGUAGAAGAUAUUGUUAAGUAUGCUAAUAAUGGUAAUCCUAUUAAAAGAGUGAGGAGAAAGGUGAUAAUGGUUCAUUCAGGAAAUAUAGCCUCAAGAAGUUUCUGGAAUAGCCACUCAUGUCUCCUGAAGGAGUUGGGUAGUUUUGCAGAGGACAUCAACAAAGUUAAACCUGAGUUUGUGAAGUCCUUCCAAUUUGAGCAAAAGUUGAUGCCUUUUACUUGGAUUGUGGUUAGAAUUGAUGGCUGUCACUUCCACAGAUUUUCUGAAGUACAUGAAUUUGAGAAACCAAAUGAUGGACAGGCUUUGAACCUUAUGAAUUCAUGUGCAGUGGCUGUGUUGGAAGAGUUCCGGGAUGUAGUAUUCUCAUAUGGCGUUAGUGAUGAGUAUAGCUUUGUCUUGAGGAAGGAUUCACAGUUCUGUCAGAGGCUGGCCAGCUGCAUCGUGUCUCUCAUUGUCUCGUUUUUCUCUUCAAUGUAUGCAAUGAAGUGGAGAGAAUUCUUCCCACAGAAAGAGUUGAAGUGCUCUCCAUAUUUUGAUGGACGGGCUGUAUGCUAUCCAUCGAAGGAGAUAAUUCGAGAUUAUCUAGCAUGGAGACAAGUUGAUUGUCACAUUAACAAUCAGUACAAUACUUGUUUCUGGAUGCUUGUUAAAUCUGGCAAAACCAAAAGGGAAGCUCAGGAGUAUUUAAAGGGUACUCAAGCUCAAGAAAAAAAUGAGCUCCUUCUCCAGCAUUUUAGUAUUGACUACCAAACAUUACCUGUCAUGUUCCGCCAUGGAUCUUCUGUUUUCUGGGACAAGGAUAAUGAAACACUGAAUGAUGUUCCUCGGGGAAAAUCUCAAAAGAAAGUUGUUGUGCAGCAUUGUAAUAUAAUUGAACAGAACUUUUGGAAAGCCCAUCCAAGCCUCCUUGAUGAAAAGCAUUAGAUGCUAUGAAGCAUGUGGUUUACUAUCUCCAAUCCAAGAUAAAAUACAAUUUCAUUGCUCAAAAUCUCAAGAAGAUGAAACGCUUGUAUUCAAUGAUGAUUUGGGGGACAUCAUGAAAGAAAGUUGUGCAACACUCUAAUACAAUUGAACCGAGCUUUUCGAAAGCACAUCAUCUGUCCUUAAGGAAAGCACUAGAUGCUACAGAGCAGAGGAUUUAUUAUCUCCAACUAGCAUACAUCGAAUAUAAUGCCAUUGCUCAAAACCUCGGGUAAGUACCUGUAUUAUGAUGAAUUGGCUAUCAGUUUCUGGUCAUAACAUGCUGUAACUUAAUGUUCAGUGAUCAUAAAACACUGUAAUAGAAUCGAACAGUGCUUUACCAAUUUUGGAUCAUAAAUUGACUAGAGUAUUUUGUAUCGAAAUUUUGGGAUAUAAAUACAUACAGGGAGGAAAUUGGUUAGUUGCCUCUACUCAUAAAUUGAAGCGAUUCCCGCAACACUUAAAUAGUGUUGGACAGUUGAAGAUGUUCCCCAUAUUAAUAGCUAGUUAAAAGCCCAAAUGCAGACCUGUUGCGUGAGAUAACCAACAAUCAGCAUCGCAUCAGAACAUUACAAAUUCUAGUUUGCAUCUUUUGUAAUAAUGUCAAUAUCUUAUAUAGAUAGUCAGUUUAGAAUUGUAAUAAAUGUUGUAUUGCUGUCUGUGCAUUGUUAUGAUGCGCAUAGCCAUUUACAGAUUCCCACAAGAAGAAGAAAAAAAAUAGUGGGCGCAAGUUGUUUAGAAGAGAAUUA